AUGGCUCGCCACAAGGAAUCUGCUAGCGAACUGGAACUGGCACGAGGCUCACUGGGCGUCACUACUGCCAUCAAAGGCGGGGCUCGGGCGAAAACCCAGGCGGCGCUCGCCGCCCAGCAGCAAUACUUGACCAAGCACAUCAACUCCAACGGGCCCCACGACCAGCCGAAAGUGGCGCCGCUCGACUUUGACCACCUCAGCGACGACCAGCUCGCCACCUAUAACGAGCGCUACCAGUUGGGAUUGCCGCCGGCGGUGCUGGUCAGCGAGGACGUGCUUCUGCUGGAGAUCGGGAAGAAGACCCAGUACAAGCGGCACCCGCUGAGGUGGCUGGGGGGCAUCUCCAAGCCCGAGCUUGCAGCGCAUUGCAAAAACCAUUUCAACCAGCUCCCGGUGAAGGAGAACGAGAUCAUCACCAGCUUCUUGUAUAAGGUGAAGCACCAGGACCAGGACUUUAAGUUGACGUUUAAGUGA
Molecule: messenger RNA, 474 nt
Organism: Diutina rugosa
Lineage: Eukaryota; Fungi; Ascomycota; Pichiomycetes; Serinales; Debaryomycetaceae
Exons: 1
Coding region: 1-474 (157 amino acids)
Molecular function (GO): protein binding
Source: RefSeq, a predicted model, not a curated record